AAUGGAGGUUACCUUGGUUGGAUAGAUGAUGCUUGUAAAUGUAUAUGUCUACCUGGACUCACAGGUGUUACCUGUGAAGACUUCGAUGACCCAAGUUCAGCAGCUCCUUCAAGUUGGCCAAAAGGUCAAUUUGGACUUUUGAAAUCAAAAGACGGGUGCCCAAAUGGUUAUACAUUUUCGACUGGUUGGAGAUUACAUUAUGGAGAAGAAUGGCAUUACAUGACUGAUGGAUUCAAAGAACACAUCGCUGGAGGAAGCUAUGAUUCAUCAUUGGAUUGGAUUAAAGAUCAGUUCUGCAUGAAAACGAAUUCCACUGGCUGUUAUGACUGGCCCGCUGGAUCAUAUUGCACAUUCAAGAAAAGCAACGCCGCCUGUCCGUCUGGGUUCACAGUGGGAUCUAAGACGAUUGCUGAUGACGAAACAAAAGGCAACAAUGCAUUCGACGGAAUUCUACCA
Molecule: messenger RNA, 456 nt
Organism: Owenia fusiformis
Lineage: Eukaryota; Metazoa; Annelida; Polychaeta; Sabellida; Oweniidae
Source: the annotation of a GenBank genome assembly